This is a messenger RNA of Closterium sp. Naga37s-1, 813 nucleotides long. The record is from the annotation of a GenBank genome assembly. NCBI's taxonomy places the organism in Eukaryota, Viridiplantae, Streptophyta, Zygnematophyceae, Desmidiales, Closteriaceae.
AUGGCAGGCUACGAUGCUGCAACGAGCGAACGACCGUCUCAGACGACCGUCAAUCCUACACCGAAGUCUGUCAGAAUGUGGGACGUUUUCCGUCCGCACAUCCUGGAUUGGGUCGUCUUCGUCCUCAUCACCGCGGGGUCCAUCGCCCUUGACUCCGUUCAUCCCUUCCAGCAAUUCGUUAACGCCGAUUACAUGCAAAAGUACAUGUACCCGUUAAAGCCCGACUCCGUACCAUUUUGGGCCGUUCCGGUGUACGCGUUUGGGUUUCCAUUGCUGGCGAUGACCGUGUCAUUCAUCCUACGCCGCGACUUCAUCGACUUCCACAGCUCGCUGCUAGGUUUCGUGUUCAACUGUGCGACCACCUUCCUGCUCACCAACGCGCUCAAGGUCUCCAUUGGCCGGCCCCGGCCACACUUCUUCAUCGUCUGCUUCCCCUCGGGCGUUCCUGUCUACGGCAGUGACAGCAACGCGCAGUGCAACGGCUCGUCCUCCAGUGUCAUGGAGUCGAGAGUCAGCUUCCCCAGCGGCCACACCUCCAUGUCCUUCUCGGGUUUGACCUACGCUGCGCUCUUCCUGGCAGCCAAGCUGCAGGCGUUCAGCGCACGAGGGAGGGGGCAGCUGUGGCGGCUGGUGCCGUCGGCAUGCUGCCUGGCAGGCGCUGCUUCAGUGGGCAUCACUCGAAUCGACGACUACUGGCACUUCCCUUUUGAUGUGUUCAUGGGAGGGUUGAUAGGCGCUGCUUCCGUGGCCAUCACUCGAGUUGACGACUACUGGCACUUCCCCUUGGACGUGUUCAUCGGAGGGUUGCUAUAG